Ipomoea nil (Japanese morning glory) is the source of this 2448-nucleotide messenger RNA. RefSeq names its product pentatricopeptide repeat-containing protein At3g47530-like. Gene Ontology annotation, biological process: RNA modification. The record is from RefSeq and is a predicted model, not a curated record. NCBI's taxonomy places the organism in Eukaryota, Viridiplantae, Streptophyta, Magnoliopsida, Solanales, Convolvulaceae. Gene Ontology annotation, molecular function: RNA binding; protein binding; zinc ion binding. The transcript has 2 exons. The coding region runs from base 82 to 2013 and encodes 643 amino acids.
UCAGCAUAUGCAAUUGAAAGAAGGAGAGGGAAUGAAUCAACCUAGACUGAGCGAGCGAGCUGCCUCCCUCUACAAUUCCUAAUGAUUUGCAGUUUUUCGCCAUCUCUGAUUUCUUACGCAGCAAUGAUGAAGUCAAUCCGUUCUCACUCUUCUCUUCGUGAGAAAAUCAACCCUUCAUCUCUUCCUCGCUUAACCUUAGCAGUAACAACGCAACUUCAGGACCACCAUCGCUCGCUGUCUCCUCCUUCUUCGCCAUCUUCGUCGACAAGCCUCGGCUCCUCAAAUGAAGAAAUCGUUAUUUCACUGGUGAAAUCGAGUACCCAACGUUGCCAUCUUCUCCAAAUCCAUGCCUACCUCCUGCGCACUUGUCUCCUUCGUAACCACCUGGUUUUCUCGGCUUUCUUGUCCCGCCUCUCGCUCCCGCCGUUUCAGGAUUUGGGUUAUGCCCGGAGAGUGUUCGAUGAAUUGCCAAGGCGCAAUGUGUCAUCUUACAACACUAUGAUCAGGGCUUAUGCAAUGGGAAAUUUAGCGGAAGAAGGUUUGGAGCUGUAUCGAGAAAUGCUUUCUUUGGGUAUUUGUCCUGUCUCUUCGUCAUUGUCGUUUGUAAUUAAAUGUAUUGUAAAGAUUGGGUGUUUGUUUGGAGGGAUGCAGGUUCACGCUCAGGCUCUGAGAGAUGGGCAUCAAUCUGAUAGUUUAUUGCUCACUGGGUUGAUGGACUUUUACUCGUAUUGUAAGAAGUACGGUGACGCCUGCAAAGUGUUUGAUGAAAUUCCUGUGAAAGACACUGUUGCUUGGAACACAUUGAUUACUUGCUACAUGAAAAAUCGCCGCCGUCGUGAUGCCUUGGGUGUGUUUGAUAUGAUGCAGAGUUCUAAUGGUUGCCAGCCAGAUGAUGUUACUUGUCUGCUGGUACUUCAGGGUUGUGCACAGCUAAACACAUUGGAGUUUGGGGAAAGAGUUCAUCAAUAUAUCGUAGAACAUGCUUAUGGGGAUGCAAUGAAUGUUUCUAAUAUGCUUAUAACAAUGUAUUCGCGUUGUGGGUGUGUGGAGAAGGCCUACGAGGUGUUUCGAAACAUGCCUAGGAAAGAUGUUGUGUCUUGGAGUGCCAUGGUUUCGGGUUUGGCAAGUAAUGGCUAUGGUAGAGAUGCUAUUGAGGCUUUUAAACAGAUGCAGAGAGCAGGCGUGGCGCCAGAUGAUCAGACUUUCACGGGGGUUCUCUCUGCUUGCAGUCACUCUGGCCUUUUGGACGAGGGGCGCAUGUUGUUUGAUAGAAUGAGCAGGGAAUUUAGGAUUUUGCCUAAUGUUCAUCACUAUGGGUGUAUGGUUGAUCUCAUGGGCCGUGCCGGUCUACUUGAAGAGGCGUAUGAGUUUGUAGAGUCGAUGAGAGUCAAGCCGGAUGCAACAAUCUGGAGGACACUUCUGGGAGCUUGUAGAAUUCAUCGCAACCCUGCCCUCGGUGAACGAGUUGUUGAACAUCUGAUUGAGCUCAAGGCACAAGAAGCCGGAGAUUAUGUGCUAUUAUUGAAUAUGUAUUCUUCAGUGGGUGAUUGGGAGAAGGUAGUGAACUUGAGGAAAUUGAUGAAAGAAAAUGGAAUCCAUACAACCCCGGCUUGCAGUACCAUUGAAAUGAAGGGCGAAAUACAUGAAUUCAUUGCGGACGAUGUUUCACAUCCUAGGAUGACCGAGGUUUAUGAAAUGCUGGACGAGAUUAAUAGGCAACUUAAAAUUGCAGGAUAUGUCGCUGAAAUAACAUCAGAGCUGCACAACACGGAGGUGGAAGAAAAGAGGUUUACAUUGUCUUAUCACAGCGAGAAGUUGGCAAUAGCUUUUGGUGUUCUCUCAACUCCACCCGGCACAACAAUUAGAGUUGCUAAAGACCUCCGGAUUUGCGUUGACUGCCACAACUUUGCCAAGAUUUUGUCUGGGGUCUACAACAGGGCAGUAGUUAUUAGAGAUCGCACCCGCUUUCACCAUUUUAGAGGAGGACGCUGCUCUUGCAAUGACUAUUGGUAAUCUAAAAUAGUUCUUCAACACAUGAUUGCACACAUAGGAUGCCCAGAAACUCAGAAUGAGCGUAUGGAACAACAAAGUUUUAAGAAUUUCCCUUCUGGAAAGUUACGGGCAAUGUCAUCAAAUUGUUGUGGCAGCCAGAAGAAGGGAAAUCAAUACUAUAGAGGAUAUUUUUACAGAAGAAAUAUAGAAUAAGGAAAUCUGAUUGGUUAGGAUCUCUUGCAUAGUGAAGUUGAGAUGGAAGUUGAUGUAGUUUGUCACUGGAUUAGAGGAAUGGAAACUGCAUUCUGUAAUGUAAGAUACUCUGAUGGAGAAUUGAACUUGUUGGAGCAAUGGUUCAGCUAUUAGGUAUUACCAUGGUGUUUGCUUCUUGGUGUCCUAUGGCGAGUGUAACCCAAUUCUAAAAUUAAAAUUCAAUUUUAAUUUCUAAUUUUUAUA